UGUCCGGUGCUGCGCGUGCCCGUUUUCUGUCAGUGAAGGGGGCAUCUUCCUGGCUGAGGUUACCCUGGUGAUAAUGGGGGGCAGCGAGAGCACCGGGAGGAAGGUGUCCUUCGGGCUGGAUGAGGAGGACAGGGUGCGGGUGCUGCGAGGAGUCAGGCUCUCUGAUAGUAUUGUCAGUCGGAUGAAAGACUCUUCUGUUCCAUCGAAAGACCAAAACUCAUCACGUAGCACUGGCACUUCUCCACCUCCCAGGGAAGGACCAGCCACCCGCCACCCAGAAGACAAAGCCAAAACUGAGGGUGAUGCCAAGACCCCUCCUGGAGCGGACAGACGUCAGCCUGCCGACACGGACGAUGACCUGUACAGGAGGUAUGAGACGGAGCAAGCUAUGAUCCAGGAAGAAUUAGUGCGUCUCGCCAAGAGGGAGAGAGAGGCGGCGCGUGAAAGGGUGACUUCUUCUAUCCUGCGAGAAAAAUCAUACACAGACCAGGAGCGUCGGAGAGCUGAGCAUUUGCCUGCGGAUAUGGAUGAAUGGGCCAAAGAACUGGAGCGCAAGGAGGCAGAGCUCAAACGCUUAGAUAGUUUCCAUAAGGAGCAGUUGGCCAGCAUUGAAAAGAAGAAUUUAGACAUUUACAAACUGACGGCAGAACAGUUCCACACGGCGGCCACAAAUGCAGAGUUCCGAGUCAAGAAGAGGAGUUAUGAUCCGGUGUGUAUGGAUAUCCAGACCGGCAUCCUGAAAUGUUACAAGGAAAACCAGCAGGAGCUGCUCAACUGCAGCGAUCUGGCGAAGGAGUAUCGGAACUGUGUGAGGGAAGCACAAAAGAACCUGCUGUUUAAUCAUGGAUAAUACCACAAGGCCAAGGACGAGGACCAGAGGAAAUAGAAAUAACCAUAAGACCUAUUUUCUUUUCAGGAAAUGAAAGAAGAAAUAUGUAAACGUUUGAUUGCUGAGUUAAUAUUCUCAAAGACCAAUGAAUGGCCAAUAUCAUUCUUUAUAUGAGUCUAUGAAGUCCUCGUUCUGGAUGUGGCAGCUUCAAGCCAAGGGCAAUCAUGC
Messenger RNA from Spea bombifrons (plains spadefoot toad), 1057 nucleotides. It is a transcript of the gene CHCHD6, whose product is annotated as coiled-coil-helix-coiled-coil-helix domain containing 6. The transcript has 9 exons. The record is from RefSeq and is a predicted model, not a curated record. Gene Ontology annotation, cellular component: MICOS complex; mitochondrion. Bases 74 to 850 code for a protein of 258 amino acids. Lineage: Eukaryota; Metazoa; Chordata; Amphibia; Anura; Pelobatidae.